AUGCUGCCGUCCAAUCAGCCAAUUGGGUGCCGGCCAGAAGUAAGGCAGGUAGAAGUUUCAGAUAAGGCUGUCAUCACUUCCAACAGAAUGAACAAGGUACGACAAGGUUGUAUAUGGCUGCUGCUGUGGUCCUGUCAGGAGACCUUAGGGUACCCUACAGACUGUAGGGACAGGCAGGACACCAAUAUGCGGUGCCCUUCUAUCUCCCUGGACAAGCUAUUGGACCGGAUCAUCCAGCAUGCUGAGCUUAUCUACCGUGUCUCUGAAGAGUCCUGCACACUCUUUGAGGAUAUGUUCAUCCCCUAUACAAUCCGGUCCCAGAUGAACCGGGGAGGAAAUGUCUGCACCACCAAAUCUAUCCCUGGAUCCAAGAGUGAAAUCCAGCAGAACUCGGACAAGUGGCUCCUUCAUUCAGCCCUGAUCUUGAUCCAGUCCUGGAUUGAGCCACUGAACAACCUGCAGACCACACUGGAUCGCUAUGAUAAUGCUCCCGACACCCUGCUCAACAAGACCAAAUGGGUGUCGAACAAGCUGAUAAAUCUGGAGCAAGGGGUGGUGGUCCUGAUCAGGAAGAUGCUUGAUGAAGGUAUUCUGAUAUCUGAGCCCAACCAAAGCCUGGCAUACCAUGUCGAGCAGCCCGAUAUGAUGGAGUCAGUGCUGACAGACUAUGCCCUGCUCACCUGCUUCAAGAAAGAUGCUCACAAGGUGGAGACCUUCCUCAAGCUGCUAAAGUGUCGCCAGACGGACAGACUUAGCUGUUUCCUUUUGUAG
This is a messenger RNA of Megalops cyprinoides (Indo-Pacific tarpon), 771 nucleotides long. It is a transcript of the gene smtlb, whose product is annotated as somatolactin beta. Lineage: Eukaryota; Metazoa; Chordata; Actinopteri; Elopiformes; Megalopidae. Bases 1 to 771 code for a protein of 256 amino acids. Gene Ontology annotation, cellular component: extracellular region. The transcript is spliced from 6 exons. Gene Ontology annotation, biological process: response to nutrient levels; growth hormone receptor signaling pathway; positive regulation of growth. Gene Ontology annotation, molecular function: growth hormone activity; growth hormone receptor binding. The record is from RefSeq and is a predicted model, not a curated record.